UGGCUACACGGGUCGGUGACGUCACCGACCUGUCAGUAGUGUUGUCUGCGCAGUGAUUGCGCUAUAUUUGCUCCCUUUCCAAGAGCAGGAGACUGGGAAGCCGCAUAGGAGCAGGAGCAGAAUUUUUCUCAGGGCAGCCAAAAUUUGCUUUGGAAUCACGUAUCCCUUGACAGUAAUGUAUUUGAUGGAUCACCGUGGAUACAGAAGGAUACAGUAACUAUGAGAUUCUAUGUUAGCAGAAAAGAAACAUGUCUUCUUCAGAUGACUGGACACCUGAAGAACUGGACAGCACUUCUUCGAAACUUCUCCGGAAAUCUCAGGAGUCUCCCUUCGUCCCAGCAGGAGUGGCUGGCUUCUUGACUGUUGUGGCAUAUGGCCUGUACAAGCUACGUAACCGUGGAGACCAGAAGAUGUCCGUUCAUCUCAUUCACAUGAGGGUUGGUGCUCAAGGAUUUAUUGUUGGUGCUAUGACUUUUGGAGUGAUAUACUCCAUGUACAAGGAAUACAUCAAGCCUCGUUUUAGUCAUCCAUCUGAGAAGUAGAACACAGAAGGGUAUACUCGUGAGAACACAACAGCUACACAUUCACCUGUGUCUGGGACCUGUCUAGCAAAGCAUCUCACAGUUAUCUUCUUUCCAGUGGAUGAAAACACCCUUUGUUUUUAAUGUAGGCGUACCUGUAUUUUACGUGUGUCAGACGUAGGCAAUAGAAUAAUACCAGAGGACAUAGAGCAUUCUACAUAAGGAAAUACCCUGGCUGCUAUAGAACUGCAUCUCUCAGAAUGGCAUGGCAGCCAUCAAACUGGCAAAGUGUCAUGGUAGUUGGGGUUCUACAGCAGCUGUGGAUUAACAUUUGGCUACCUCUGUCUUGUUGAAGGUAUUCAUGUUUUCCUAACAAUGGGCUGCUAGUAUCGUGCAGGGAAAAAUCUUCCUACACACCAUAUUCAUUAAAAACGGCAAUAUAAAAAAAUAUAUAUUGCCAGAUACAAAUGUGAUUUUUUUUUUUUUUUUUAUAAUUUUUAUUUUAAAAGAGGAAACAUUGGUGGCCCUAUGCCACUGCAGUAUUGGGCAAGGCCUUUGUAACACAUAAACAGUUGAUAGCACUGAUUAACCAUAGCUAGUUUAAAUUGCCAAAACAGGCCUGAUCAUUAUUUUUAUUAGUGAAGUUGAAGAGGUGAGAAUUUUUUUUUAUUUAUUUUUUACUAGUGGUUUGUUGUUAAUAUCUUUAAAAAUCAGAUCGGGUUGAGACUACAUGCUUCCCUUCAAAUCAUUUAAUAUCUUUGGAUCAAGUUUGAAUUUAUUUUCCCAAACAUACUAAAAUAUCAAAAAAUAUAUCAGCAAAAAAUAUCCGUAUAUUAAAAAAAAUCUACAUAUUUAAAUAUUUUUCAAACUUUUAAAUAAUUUUAAAAGUGUAUCCACAAAUAUUAAAUCAUUUGAAUAGCUUAGCCAAAUAUAUUAAAUCAAUGCCAAUUUUAGACUAUAACUCUGGCUAAUUGGACAGUGAAAUGUAGGUUUCGAGAAUUAUGUUUUUAAAAUUAAACACAAUUAGCAUCUGCAGUUAGUGAACAGCCAAGUUCGUUUUUUUGUUUGUUUUUUUAACCAAGAAUGUAUGGAAGUUGUGUAGUUUCCAGAUUGUUAUAUUUUUAGAAUGUAUGGGAGUUGUGUAGUUUCCAGAUUGUUAUAUUUUUAGAAUGUAUGGAAGUUGUGUAGUUUCCAGAUUGUUAUAUUUUUAGAAUGUAUGGAAGUUGUGUAGUUUCCAGAUUGUUAUAUUUUUAGAAUGUAUGGAAGUUGUGUAGUUUCCAGAUUGUUAUAUUUUUAGAAUGUAUGGAAGUUGUGUAGUUUCCAGAUUGUUAUAUUUUUAGAAUGUAUGGAAGUU
Molecule: messenger RNA, 1875 nt
Organism: Pelobates fuscus (common spadefoot toad)
Lineage: Eukaryota; Metazoa; Chordata; Amphibia; Anura; Pelobatidae
Gene: HIGD1C
Product: HIG1 hypoxia inducible domain family member 1C
Exons: 5
Coding region: 249-542 (97 amino acids)
Biological process (GO): mitochondrial respirasome assembly
Cellular component (GO): mitochondrion
Source: RefSeq, a predicted model, not a curated record